GUCCGAAACACUGAGAGAAUACCAAUAUGCUGGCCCAGUAACCCGAUUGCUAUUUCUCCGACAAGAUACAUGUCCGCAAGAAGGAGACCACGAGGUCUCCAACUGCGCCAUGUGAGCCGCUGCCCAUGGCAGGUUCAGCAGCGCCGACUGCUGAACCACUUCAUAUCCAAUGAGCCCGUUCCCGCAUACACCCUCGAUGAAGGGGUACCCGGGACACCCACGCGCUUCACCCUCGCAGUCAAAGACAACAUCGCAACCGUCCCCUCCUCCUCUUCCACCGCCUCCCCACAAUGGCCAACAACAUGCGCCUCCCCCUUCCUAGCAACCUACACCUCCCCCUUCGAGGCAACCAUCGUCACCCAACUCCGCCGCCGCGGCGCGCGCCUCGUGGGCAAGACCAACCUGGACGAGUUCGGCAUGGGCAGCCACAGCGUGCACUCCGCCUUUGGCGCCGUCGCACAACAGCCUUCUCAACCUCCCCGCCAGAGCCACAAUAAAGGCGACAGUGAUGAUGACGGACAGGUACUGCUCUCUGCCGGAGGCAGCUCCGGCGGGAGCGCGGUGGCGGUUGCGUCUGGCGACGCCGACGUGGCGCUGGGCACCGACACGGGUGGGUCGGUGCGGCUGCCGGCCGCCUACACCGGGGUUGUUGGCUUCAAACCGUCGUAUGGCAUGCUCUCGCGCUUUGGGGUCGUGCCGUACGCCAACUCGCUUGACACGGUCGGCUUGUUGGCGCGGCGGGUCGGGGUCAUUAGGCGGUUGGUUGUGGGCGGAGAUGAACAGGAGCCGGGGUUGUGGGCUGAGUGGGAUGCGAGGGAUCCGACUAGCUUGUCAGCUGCUGCCAGGAGGAGAUGUGCGAGUGUUAGGGAGGGGUAUGGCGGGUUUCAGGAGGAGGAGGGAGACGCAGGCCGAGUGCUGAGGGGGUUGAGGCUUGGGAUGCCGCUCGAGUACAACAUUGAGGAGCUGGAUGGGCGGAUCAGGGAUGCGUGGUCCGCCGCGGCCAAGGCCCUGCAGGAGAGCCACGGAGUGCGCAUCGUGCCCGUGUCGCUGCCCUCGACGAAGCACGCGCUGGCGGCGUACUACGUGAUUGCGCCCGCCGAGGCGUCGUCUAACCUGGCGAAAUACGACGGCAUCAGAUACGGCUCACGGGAUCCCGAAGCCGCGAGCGAUGCCGAGGGCGGGGUUCUCUACGCUGCGAGCCGCGGGCGCGGGUUCGGCGACGAGGUCAAACGGCGCAUCCUGCUCGGAUCGUACACGCUAAGUUCCGAGGCCAUGGACAACUACUUCAUCAAGGCGCAGCGUGUGCGACGGCUGGUGCGGAGGGAUUUCAACCGCGUCUUUGCGCUCGAUAAUCCGCUCCACGACAAAGAGACAUUCUCGUUGAGCGAUCUGCCCGAUAGUGUGGCUAUGGAGGACAAGUGGGGGCCCGAGGAAGUGGACUUUUUACUAUGUCCUACCGCUCCAACACUGGCACCAAGGCUGGAGGAUGUCAUGAACCAGACUCCUCUGGACGCCUACAUGAAUGAUGUUUUUACCGUCCCGGCAAGUCUGGCCGGGCUGCCUGCCAUUAGCAUACCGAUGCCACUCGAGCCGGAGACGGCAGGGGACACGCCUGGUACUGCCGGACUACAAUUGAUCGGCCAGUAUUGGGAUGACGCGCGGCUGCUUUCCGUGGCGGACGCAGUGUCCAAGACUCUUAAAGCUAUGGCGCCGACUAGCUGACGGGCAUGGGGUAUUCGAUUUGCUGAGAGGAGGCACUGGAUCUGGCUCCGUAGAAGGCAUGAUCUUUGCCCUGACCUCUUGCAUUGAGUGUAUGGAAGGAACACAGUGGUCAGUCGCGGCCUGAACGCGGUAUUGCCAGAUGGUCGGUCCGCAGUAUCGGCUACUGACCCUUUGUAAAGAGAUGCAUGUAUAUCUCUUUGUAUUAUACCUGUACCGGUAUUGAUGCGCAGAGGUUUGCGCGGGCUCCAAUCCCUGAAAUGGCAACUAAGAGCAUGCUAAAUAGCUAUCUAGUGGCGAUAGCCGCGAUUCUAUACCUGG
Molecule: messenger RNA, 2040 nt
Organism: Canariomyces notabilis
Lineage: Eukaryota; Fungi; Ascomycota; Sordariomycetes; Sordariales; Chaetomiaceae
Product: amidase signature enzyme
Exons: 2
Coding region: 70-1722 (550 amino acids)
Biological process (GO): mitochondrial translation; glutaminyl-tRNAGln biosynthesis via transamidation
Cellular component (GO): glutamyl-tRNA(Gln) amidotransferase complex; mitochondrion
Molecular function (GO): glutaminyl-tRNA synthase (glutamine-hydrolyzing) activity
Source: RefSeq, a predicted model, not a curated record